Molecule: messenger RNA, 1053 nt
Organism: Capronia coronata CBS 617.96
Lineage: Eukaryota; Fungi; Ascomycota; Eurotiomycetes; Chaetothyriales; Herpotrichiellaceae
Exons: 1
Coding region: 1-1053 (350 amino acids)
Source: RefSeq, a predicted model, not a curated record
AUGAAAAUCACCACCCGCCGAGUCACGACGGGCGAGAUCUUCCCCAUCUCCCAGCCUCAAUCUCAAUCUCAAUCUCAGUCUCAACGACAAGACCAACCGUCCAAACCCUAUCGUCCACAAAGCCCGGCCUUACAUCGCCUCUCCAAGUUCCGCACCAUCGUCUUCCCCAUGCUCAUUGUGCUCGUCUUCACCAGCCUCGUCCUCGGCGCCAUCUACGCGUACUGCGUGGCCAAUCCGCACACCGAGAUCGCCGACCGUCUGGCGCAGAACAGCACAGCCGAAAUCGAGGGGUCACUGUUUGGAAAACGACGACCAUCGAUGUUGUCGCCAGUGAGCAUCUCCUCCGGCAUAAUAACACCUCGUUCAGCAUCCACCGAUGACGAUUCACAAUCCACUGAACCGGCAGCAACAAUAACAGCAACAACAGAUUCAACUUCAGCAACAACAGGAGGCUCUUCUUCUUCUUCUUCUUCUUCUUCUUCACCUUCAAGUCUAGCAUUACUCUUCUACACAUUCACCACUCCCGGAAUAAGUCUCUUCCAUCUAUCCAUGGAAAUCCUCAUCCACCAUCACACACCGCACCACCUGACCCUACGAAGAACAUACCUCGCCAUCAUGACCCUCUCUUCAUUUCUCGUGGCAGGCUGGAUCACCACCCUUGGAUUCUGGAUGCACUGCGAACUAGGGCCUACGUUGCAUAAUCAACAUGAUUCCGGUCCUACUUCCAGCUCCACGUUCAGACAUAUCCAAGCCCAGGCUGCAAUCUGUCCCGUCCAGGUUCGCGGGCAUUUCAUGUACGGGAUCCACGAAGUGAGUAUUUCCAAAGCCGUGGUCGGCGGGAUCAUUGUGCUGGUCUACGUGUGUCAUGUCGUGCUAUUGGGUAUGGGAUUCAAAGCUCAGCGCCGGGUGUGGAGACUGGUUGGUAUUGGUGGCGGAGGAGGGUUGGAGCAUGGAGAGGCUAGUGAGAUUGUGAUUCGGGUUGAAGAAGAUGAAGAAGAAGAUGGACAAGGACAUGGACGUGAGUAUGAGUAUGGAGAGAUGAUAAAGUCGUAA